This is a messenger RNA of Tinamus guttatus (white-throated tinamou), 315 nucleotides long. The record is from RefSeq and is a predicted model, not a curated record. Lineage: Eukaryota; Metazoa; Chordata; Aves; Tinamiformes; Tinamidae.
AUGCAGCUCCUGAACAACGAGGGCUCCCUGCUCGCCUAUUCCGGCUACGGGGACACAGACGCCCGCGUCACCGCGGCCAUCGCCAGCAACAUCUGGGUGGCCUAUGACAAGAACGGCCACCAGGCCUUCAACGAGGACAACCUCAAGUUCAUCCUCAUGGACUGCAUGGAGGGUCGGGUCGCCAUCACGCGCGUGGCAAACCUGCUGCUGUGCAUGUACGCCAAAGAGACGGUCGGAUUUGGGAUGCUGAAAGCCAAGGCGCAAGCUCUUGUCCAGUACCUGGAGGAGCCGCUGACGCAGGUGGCCGCGUCCUGA